This is a messenger RNA of Haliotis rufescens (red abalone), 1253 nucleotides long. Its product is annotated as mediator of RNA polymerase II transcription subunit 20-like. The transcript is spliced from 4 exons. Gene Ontology annotation, molecular function: transcription coactivator activity. NCBI's taxonomy places the organism in Eukaryota, Metazoa, Mollusca, Gastropoda, Lepetellida, Haliotidae. The record is from RefSeq and is a predicted model, not a curated record. Gene Ontology annotation, biological process: regulation of transcription by RNA polymerase II. The coding region runs from base 67 to 714 and encodes 215 amino acids. Gene Ontology annotation, cellular component: mediator complex.
CCGUAUUCCAUAUUAUGGUCAAACAACAUGGCGCUGCCCUGAAGUCUCCUUGCUGAAGUGAAAACAAUGGGAGUUGUAUGUGUGUACCUGUACCCGGUACCGGAGGGGAAGAGUGGUCAGCAGGUAGUGGACACACUCCAGCGACAGACAGAGCAACUCGGAGCAGUGAAGGCAGGCAAUUUCUGUGUGGACUGUGAAACAUUCCAAUCUACUUUCCAACAAGGAGCCCAACAGAAACAGUUGAGCAUCCUUCACAACAGUGAGUAUCCAGCCACAUGUUUCGCCAUCUUGGAUUCGGGGACGAGCCUGGUGGCUGAUGAUCUGUUCGAUGGCCUGGUGCAGAAGCUCAAAAACUACUACCAGCAGAGGAAAGGUUUCAAGAUUGAAUCAAAGGGACAGAGAUACGAGUUGGGGGACUUUGUUAUAAAGAUUGGCUCUGUGACGCUGACAUCAAAUUUCAAAGGAAUUUUAGUGGAGGUUGAGUACUGUCCGUGUGUUGUCCCGAGCGACUGCUGGAACCUGAUGAAGGAACUGUUACAGAGCAUCUUGGGGAGCAGCAUCACAGACAACCCACCAUCUUACCUCAAAACCAAGAUGGACAUUUUGUACUCUACAACUGACACUAUGAGCCAGUAUCUAGAACACUUCAACAACAUCCGGAGAUCGGCAUCAACAACGGGGUCCGCAACUCCGCCAACUAUGAUGGCACGGUAGCAGAUGCUAUACAUUUCUAAGGAUUCCUGUGCAGUACAUUUCCUCAGUGCUCCGUUCUUGUUUUGGAAGGGCGACCAACAUGGUGAUUGGGUGGUCAAAUACACCUGGUACAAUUUCAUCGGGCAACCUGGAAGACAUCAUUUCACCCUCAUGUGUAGGUUAACAAUUCCGGUUACCCUUUUAGUUUUUCUGACCCAUGUUAGACUUACUUACUGUAGCCAAGAGUUGCAGAAUGUGGUGAAAAACACAUUCACUUACUUGCUGUAGGAUGUUUUAUGUUGACAGCCUGAUGUUCAUUUCCCAUAGAGGUGAGGUGAAAUUGGGUUUAACGUCACGUCCAAGAUUAUUGCACUUAUAUAGCGAUGUGCAUGCACGUGUAAGUAACAUGGUGAGCACUGUGCCAAUUGUCUGGGUUAUCUGGAUGACAUUUUAGGAUAACUAUCUACAAGUGAAACAGGUAAGAAAGUGUGGUAUUUGAGGAAAUUCUUAUUGUGAACCAAGAAAGGGUCAUCAUGGUGAAUAAAUGUUUUUUUUAUAUA